Molecule: messenger RNA, 1440 nt
Organism: Maudiozyma saulgeensis
Lineage: Eukaryota; Fungi; Ascomycota; Saccharomycetes; Saccharomycetales; Saccharomycetaceae
Source: the annotation of a GenBank genome assembly
AUGCGUCUAAGUAAUAUAAUACAGUCUGUAUUCAGUGUAACGACACUUUUAAGCAUUCCUACUGCCGUUACUGCUGCUGAUUCUAAUUCUACUUCUAACUCUACUACUCCUGCAAUUACUAUAGAUGGUAAUGCCUUCUACAACUCUGACACCAAUGAAAGAUUCUAUAUUAGAGGUGUAGACUAUCAACCAGGUGGUUCUUCUAAUCUAACUGAUCCAUUAGCUGAUGUUGACGUUUGUGGUCGUGAUGUUCCUGUAUUUAAAGACCUUGGUAUCAAUACUGUUAGGGUCUAUACUGUCGAUAACUCCCUUGAUCAUUCCGAAUGUAUGAAGUUGUUAUCAGAUGCAGGAAUAUAUUUGAUCUUGGAUGUUAAUACUCCAAAAUCUGCUAUUUCAAGAUUAAAUCCAAGUUGUUCUUAUAAUGCCGAUUAUUUACAAAAUGUCUUUGCUACAAUCGAUGCAUUUGCCGAAUAUGAUAACGUUUUAGGUUUUUUCGCUGGUAAUGAAGUCAUCAAUAGUGAUAAUACUACUUCUACUGCAACUUAUGUUAAAGCUGUAGUUAGAGAUAUGAAAAAAUAUAUCAAAGCAAGAAAUUAUAGAACAAUUCCAGUUGGUUAUUCAGCUGCUGAUAUUGUUGCUAAUAGACAAUUAAGCGCAGAAUAUUUCAAUUGUGGUGAUGAUGCUGAUGCUAGAAUCGAUAUGUUUGGUGUUAAUGAUUAUUCUUGGUGUGGUCAAUCAUCCUUUGGUGUAUCAGGUUACGCUACUAAGAUGCAAUUAUACAAAAAUUAUUCUAUUCCAAUCUUUUUAUCUGAAUUUGGUUGUAAUAAAGUUGUCUCAAAUAGACCAUUUACUGAAAUUGAAUCUAUUUAUUCGACCCAAAUGAGUAGUGUCUUUAGUGGUGGUUUAGUCUAUGAAUAUUCUAAUGAAACAAAUAAUUAUGGUCUAGUGAAAAUCGAUUCAGAUGGUACAAAUGUUACUAAAUUACCAGACUAUGAAAAUUUAAAGAGUGAAUAUGCUAAAGUAACUAAUCCAACCGGUGAUGGUGGUGCUUAUAAUGGUAAUGAUUAUUCUACUUGUCCAGAUUAUGAAGAAGGUACUUGGGAAGCUAAUAAUACUUUACCUGAUAUGCCAACUGCUGCAUCUGCAUACUUUAAGAGUGGUGCAGGUGAACCAAUGGGUACAUUUAUUUCAACUCAAAAUAGUUGUUAUGAUGACGACGAUGAUGAUAUUGCAAGUUUGUCAAGUUCUUCUUCUGUAGAAUCUACAUCUUCUUCUUCUGUAGAAUCUACCUCAACUUCUAGUACAACUACCAUGUCUUCAAGUACAUUGGCUUCAUCUACUUCUAGUUCGAGGUCUAGUUCGUCCAAGGGUGUAGCAGGUACUUUAGAGGUCCCAACAAUUUUCCAAUUGCUAUCUCAAGGUCUAGGCUACCUAUUGUAA